AAGUGGCCAGAAAAUGACGAAUGGAUACAAGCAUCUCUACUCAGUGAUCACAUUCGCAAUCUUUCUGCUCGUGAUUAAUUUCUACAAAAAUCGUGUCAAUCUGAACCGUGAGCGUGAGGCUUCGUUUCGGGCUGCCUCGAAGAUGAAACGUGCCGGAGUCCUGAACAAACCGCUUCCACUCGAUGUGGAAGGAGCGGAUUUCUUCUUCGGCCUGGAGCAGCAGGACGAUGAGGAUGGGCACGAGGUGGUGAUGGGCCGACAUGCUCCACACUGCCUGGAGGUGGACAUAUUCUUCCUUCCGGCGAGUGGCCAGAAUACGCCAAAGGGCACUCGUAGCAACCGGGGAACAAGAGAGCGCCGUGGCUCGAACUUGAAACCACACGACCGGAUCACCAGUAAGGAAACGGCACCCGGCGACCAACAACAAUCCACUUCACCAACCUCGAUGUACGUCUUUCUCUCCGUACUGCUGAUACUGGUGUUUGCGGCCUGUGUCGAUAUCGCCAAGCAUCUUACGACAUCCGGUCGUAACGGCACUCCCACGGACGCCCAGCGAAGACUGUCGCUGCAGAACUAUCAGGCACUGAUCAGGGAGAAGCAAAAGCAGUUCCGAAUGAUGAAGCAACACUGUUCACAACCGUCGAUGAGUAUCCAGCGUUCGAUUGAUGAGUCCUGCGUACCUUCUGGCUCGCAUAUGCCCUAUCCGGGGUACGGUGCGGGUGCUGGCUACACGCGAACAAACGAUUGGUCCACCAAGCCGGGUCCAGGCACGUCAUCGGGGCCAGCACCGUUGUUAAGACGACAAUCCGUGCCAACUUUGAUGCGCUCACCGCCUUCUACUGUGGGCGGUAAUACAGGGUUUCGAAAUGGAGCAGCACCAUCGACUGCUGCUGCUGCUGCUGCUGUUCCCCCAGCUUACUUUGCACGACGCACAUCGGUGGAUUCGUUCUGGGAUAGCGAUCAUCUAGGUAAGACCAGCGUAACAUCGCAGCAGCUUGGAAACGGUUCAUCGCCGGAAGUUAGACGACGCGUACGCAUGCUACACCGCCAUUAAGAGCGGAUUGCAAAACCCAUUUUGGCCAUUCUGUGGCGGACUAAUCCGUCGGAACGGAGAAUCAAGUAUCGGGAGGACUUCUAAGAAGCUUCCGAACGACGGUAGAUGUAUAUUUACAUCGUUUACGAAAAAUGUUCUAGAACUGUUUUGAUGUGAUCUCUUUAUAGCACUAAGAAACCUAUGAAAUAGCUUAUCAGUAGAGGCUCGACGUAAUGCUGGUACAAUCGUGACCAUACCUUCUAUACCUUCUAUAUGUAAGGAUGUGAAAAUCUAUAUUUAUACUUGCUAGCCAUUUGAACAAAAACUUUUUGAAGCGAAUCUGAACUCUGCAAGCACACCGACACCCAGCCCACAGGAUGGCUGAGUUUUUAGAAAAGUAUAAAAAUGAAUAACUUUACUGUUUUUAAGAAAUUCAAUGUGGAUUCAACUAUUACAAGAGGAGGUGGGGAAUGAAAAAGCACAUCAAUAGUUUAUCACCGACAUAAGCGUCGACAUAAAUCGAUCCACUCUGCACUAUCUCUAGCACCAUGGGAAUCUCCCACAGCUGUGCGAGGUGUGUAAUUAGGAGCCAGAUUGAUUUUAGACAGGUUGAGGCAGUUGUGGGAAAAGCAGGC
Molecule: messenger RNA, 1668 nt
Organism: Anopheles aquasalis
Lineage: Eukaryota; Metazoa; Arthropoda; Insecta; Diptera; Culicidae
Source: RefSeq, a predicted model, not a curated record